UUCUUGCCCCCACUUUUGUUCUUGCCCAGGGUCAACCAGGAGCUGUUGCCAACACCCCAAAGGCAGAGUUGGGGAAAGCUGGCCUUGUGUUCCUUUCCAGCGUAGCCACACUGAAUACAUUACUAUCUUCCUUUACUGCCUUUUCCAUUUUGUCCUUUGGGACCAGUGGCUGGAUCCGAUCUGCUGGGACCCUGGAGUCACGCUUCCCUGGCCUAGGCCACUGGUGACUGACUUAACCUUUCCUGUCACAACCCAAAUGUCGCUCCUGAGAGUCUCCCUGGCACUUGUUGUCAUUUAGAUCUUUCCCCUGUUCUCUGUUAGCAGAACUCCACGCUUCUCCUUCUGACAUCUCUCACCCUUGUCUCAUCUUUUGCAUGUUUGGCUUUUGUCCCUCACUUUCACUAAUUUAAGCUCCAGGAGCAGAAUGGAGAUGUUUGAUUUCCCAUCUCUGGAUUCCCAGGGGCAGCACAGGCCUGGUCCAGGGUCAGCAUAAGGGAAAUUUUACAAAGUGAAGGAGAUGGUCCCACGUAAAGAAAGGGCAAAGAACUAUGAGCUGAGAGUGGAGGAUGGAGGGCGUGGUUGGGAUGGAGGUUUCUAGCAUGAGAUGCUGUGGGCUCUGGUGAGGCGCAAGUCCUUGUCCAGCUCCUGGGUCCUGUUCUCACCCAGAACCAAGGGGCAUUGGGUCCCAAAUGGCAUCUGAUCAGAGGGCUGUCCCGGUCAUCAUGGGCUCCUUCUUCCUCUGGGAGAUGGCAGAUGAACCUGGGAUGCUGCUUUUGCGUAAGCCCCUAUCGUGGGCACUGCCUUGCCAGAGAACAGCCUGUGACUGGAUCACUCCUGUUCUCACAGCACGUUUCAUGGAGUAUGUUAAAUCAGAAUGUCACUUCUCCAAUGGGACAGAGAGGGUGCGCUUCCUAGAGAGACACAUCUUCAACCUGGAAGAGUAUGCACGAUUCGACAGUGAUGUUGGGGAGUUCCGAGCUGUGACAGAGCGGGGAAAGUCUGCAGCCAAGUUCUGGAACUCGUGGAAGGGUGCCCUGGAGCAGGAGCGGGCCACAGUGGACACUUUCUGUAGAGUCAACUACAGGGUUGUCCAGAGCUUGACUGCGCAUCUGAAAGUUGAGCCCAAGGUGACUGUGUACCCCACAAUGACCCAGCCCCUGCAGCACCACAACCUCCUGGUCUGCUCUGUGAGUGGCUUCUACCCAGGCCACAUUGAAGUCAGAUGGUUCCGGAACGGGCAGGAGGAGGAGGCUGGGGUGGUGUCCACAGGCCUGAUCCGGAAUGGAGACUGGACCUUCCAGACCCUGGUCAUGCUGGAAACUGUUCCUCAGAGCGGAGAGGUUUAUGCCUGCCAGGUGGAGCACCCGAGCUGGAGCAGCCCUGUCACGGUGGAGUGGAGGACACAGUCUGGAUCUGCACAGAGCAAGAUGCUGAGCGGAAUCGCGGGCUUUGUGCUGGGUCUGCUCUGCCUUGGGGUGGGGCUGUUCAUCUACCUCAGCAAUCACACGGACUCCUGAGCUGAAGUGAAGGUAACAACCCUGAAGGAAGGAUUUAUGUCCGCGCCAGACCAGUGGUGCCAGGCUUCCUGCUUGGUUCUCAUUCUUCCACAGAAAAAGACUGUCACAGGACCUGGUUCCCCUGCUUCAGUGACCCCGCAAAAUGUGUCCUCCCUGACAGCUUCCUCCGCCCCUGUCCCUGACUGGGAAGCCCCAUUACAGACUGAAUGACUUCAUAUUCUGCUGGCCCCUUUGUGUUAAAUUCUGGCCUCCUCCCCUGCCUCUAAACUCAUGUUAUUCCUUAUUACUUCAGUAAAUUUUUCUCAAAUAA
Chinchilla lanigera (long-tailed chinchilla) is the source of this 1827-nucleotide messenger RNA. RefSeq names its product DLA class II histocompatibility antigen, DR-1 beta chain-like. The record is from RefSeq and is a predicted model, not a curated record. Gene Ontology annotation, cellular component: MHC class II protein complex; late endosome membrane; lysosomal membrane. NCBI's taxonomy places the organism in Eukaryota, Metazoa, Chordata, Mammalia, Rodentia, Chinchillidae. Gene Ontology annotation, biological process: antigen processing and presentation of exogenous peptide antigen via MHC class II; positive regulation of T cell activation; immunoglobulin production involved in immunoglobulin-mediated immune response. The transcript is spliced from 4 exons. Gene Ontology annotation, molecular function: MHC class II protein complex binding. Bases 690 to 1517 code for a protein of 275 amino acids.